Didymella exigua CBS 183.55 is the source of this 1584-nucleotide messenger RNA. Its product is annotated as aquaporin-like protein. Gene Ontology annotation, cellular component: plasma membrane. Gene Ontology annotation, biological process: transmembrane transport. The record is from RefSeq and is a predicted model, not a curated record. Gene Ontology annotation, molecular function: water channel activity. The coding region runs from base 264 to 1247 and encodes 327 amino acids. The transcript has 2 exons. Lineage: Eukaryota; Fungi; Ascomycota; Dothideomycetes; Pleosporales; Didymellaceae.
CGAGUGCACGUACGCAGUGGACGCUUGUUGCUCGCUACGCUCAAUGGUUGCGUCGAGCGCCACUGGCGUCGGAUUUCUUUGUCUGGGACAGACGUCACUCAUCACGCUUGCCCUUCAGGAGUUCUGAAUUCCCGCUCAGCCUAACGGCACCCUAUUACUUGCCGUCCCCCUCUUUUUCAGUUAUUUACGGACGAAUAUUCCGUGGAUUUGCAAUUUUGUAAUUGUUUUUCUUAAUGACUGCUGCACAGCACUAAAGUAUUAACAUGGCUUUCAAGAAUAUACUACCGCUCCACAAGGGCGACAGAGAUUCUGGAGAGGAACACCAUCACGAAAACCACCACGAACACCUUCACGAACACCUCCAAGAACAUCUUCAGGAACAUCUCCACCAUGAGAAACGCCAGCGAGCCAACGGGCAUAUCGUCCAGAAGGCAUCUAAAAAGAAGAAGAAACAGCAGAGGGGGUUCACUAGCAAAUGGCGGAACGAGCUUGUCGCCAUGACAGCUGAGUUCUGCGGUACCUUUCUGUUCCUCUUCUUCGCGUUCGGUGGCACCCAAGUCGCCAAUACAGCGGCCAUAUAUAGCGACGCUGCGACUGCGGGUCAGCAGGGGAACAGUAUCACGCAGACGCCGAAUACGAGCGUGCUGCUUUACAUCAGUCUGAUCUUCGGAUUCAGCUUAAUGGUCAACGUUUGGGUGUUCUUCCGUGUCAGUGGUGGGCUCUUCAACCCUGCUGUUACGCUCGGGCUCUAUCUCAUCGGUGCUCUGACCACGGUCCGCGCAAUUCUCUGCUUCAUCUCGCAGAUGAUUGCUGGUAUUUGUGCCGCAGCCGUCGUAUCUGCCAUGUUCCCAGGUCAACUGAACGUUUCAACUACCCUCGGAUCUGGUGUUUCCAUCGCCCAGGGCGUCUUCAUGGAGAUGUUCCUUACGUCUCUGCUGAUCAUCACCAUCUUCAUGCUUGCGGCUGAGAAGCACAAGGCUACCUUCCUCGCGCCUGUCGGAAUCGGGCUGGCAUUGUUUGUUGCAGAAAUGGUCGGGGUGUUCUACACCGGUGGUAGCUUGAACCCUACCCGCAGCUUCGGACCUUGUGUCGUCACCCACAGCUUCCCUAGCUACCACUACAUCUACUGGUUCGGUCCGUUCAUGGGCACUCUGCUAGCAUUCGGCGUCUACAGGAUCAUCAAAAUGGUCGAGUAUCAGACCGUCAACCCCGGACAGGACUUUGAUGACCACGAGGUAUGUUUCUGAGACCGCUUACAGACAAGGACCCUACUGAUAUUGCACAGGACGCACUUUUCAAGCCACCCGAGAACCCCGAAACAGCCGAAGAAGUCGAGCGACCCAACGUCGCCGCCAUCGCCGCUCAGGAAGCCGUCCGUAUUGCAGCAAACUCCUCCGACGACAAGGAAAAAUUCGAAAGCACCUUUAGCGGAAUCGACGGCACGACGUCCUCCUACCACCACUCCUCCAGCUCGCGCGACGGCCAACGCAGCUCCGGCGACGAGUUUGGAAGGAGUCGAACCCACCAGAACGAUUUCGAUCACUUGCCCGGCCAGACGAGUACCCAGACGCAGUCUGCACAAAC